GGCGACCGUCAGUUUUCGCUGAGGAGAAGCACGAAGCGGACCCGUUGGCUCUCCCCCUCCCUUUCCCCGGUCCUGAACCCCUCUCCUGGCUCGCCGGGAACUAGUCCCCGUGGAGUGCCCCCUCCUCCCGGCCGCUGUUUCCUCGGUUUGUCGGCUCGGUGGAAGUCACUGCCCUCGAGGGGGAGGCAGCGGCAGCCGCCCUCGCCUGCCGCCCCCGGUUCGGUGCCCGCGGUCCCGGGGAGGAGGUGCCGCCGCCACCGCCGCUCCCCCCCUCCCGCUGCCCUCGGGCCGGGCUGGGUCGAGUUGCGAUGCCCUCGGACUUCAUCUCAUUGCUCAGCGCGGAUCUAGACCUGGAGUCGCCCAAGUCCCUCUACUCACGAGAUUCUCUGAAGUUACACCCAUCACAGAAUUUUCAUAGAGCUGGACUAUUGGAAGAAUCUGUCUAUGAUCUUCUCCCAAAGGAGUUACAGUUACCUCCAUCUAGAGAAACAUCUGUAGCAUCAAUGAGUCAGACAAGUGGUGGUGAGGCAGGCUCGCCUCCUCCAGCUGUAGUUGCUGCUGAUGCUUCUUCAGCUCCCUCCUCUUCCUCCAUGGGCGGUGCUUGCAGCUCCUUUACCACCUCUUCCAGCCCUACCAUUUAUUCUACCUCAGUCACCGACAGCAAGGCUAUGCAAGUCGAGAGCUGCUCCUCAGCCUUGGGGGUAAGUAACCGAGGGGUAAGUGAAAAGCAGUUAACCAGUAACACAGUUCAGCAGCAUCCAUCAACACCGAAGAGGCACACAGUCUUGUACAUCUCACCACCACCUGAGGACUUGCUGGAUAACAGUCGGAUGUCCUGCCAGGAUGAGGGGUGUGGAUUGGAAUCUGAGCAGAGCUGCAGUAUGUGGAUGGAGGAUUCCCCCUCCAACUUCAGUAACAUGAGCACCAGUUCCUACAAUGAUAACACUGAGGUACCUCGUAAAUCACGAAAACGAAAUCCAAAGCAGAGGCCGGGGGUCAAACGACGAGAUUGUGAAGAAUCUAAUAUGGAUAUAUUUGAUGCCGACAGUGCCAAAGCACCUCACUAUGUGCUUUCUCAGCUUACCACGGACAACAAAGGCAACUCAAAAGCAGGAAAUGGAACAUUGGAAAACCAAAAAGGAACUGGAGUAAAGAAGAGCCCUAUGUUAUGUGGACAGUAUCCUGUUAAAAGUGAGGGAAAGGAGCUGAAGAUAGUUGUACAACCUGAGACCCAGCACAGAGCUCGGUACCUGACUGAGGGUAGCCGUGGCUCAGUAAAGGACAGAACACAGCAAGGCUUUCCUACAGUGAAGCUGGAAGGGCAUAAUGAGCCAGUGGUGUUGCAGGUGUUUGUGGGCAAUGACUCUGGUCGAGUGAAACCACAUGGAUUUUAUCAGGCCUGCAGGGUAACUGGGCGAAAUACAACUCCCUGCAAAGAAGUGGAUAUCGAAGGCACUACUGUUAUAGAAGUUGGCCUUGAUCCAAGCAACAAUAUGACACUGGCGGUUGACUGCGUAGGGAUAUUGAAAUUGAGGAAUGCUGAUGUUGAAGCCAGGAUAGGAAUUGCUGGUUCCAAGAAAAAGAGCACUCGUGCCAGAUUGGUUUUUCGAGUUAAUAUCACAAGGAAAGAUGGCUCCACUUUGACACUGCAAACACCCUCUUCUCCAAUUUUAUGUACUCAACCGGCAGGAGUGCCAGAAAUCUUAAAGAAGAGCUUGCAUAGCUGUUCAGUGAAAGGAGAGGAAGAAGUAUUUUUAAUUGGCAAGAACUUUCUGAAAGGAACUAAAGUUAUUUUCCAAGAAAAUGUUUCUGAUGAAAACUCUUGGAAGUCAGAAGCUGAAAUCGAUAUGGAAUUAUUUCAUCAGAAUCAUCUUAUUGUGAAGGUUCCCCCAUAUCAUGAUCAACAUAUAACUUUGCCAGUAGCAGUGGGAAUAUAUGUAGUAACCAAUGCUGGAAGAUCUCAUGAUGUUCAGCCAUUCACUUACACUCCAGACCCAGCAGCUGUUGCUUUGAAUGUGAAUGUAAAGAAGGAAAUAUCUAGUCCAGCAAGACCUUGCUCUUUCGAAGAAGCCAUGAAAGCAAUGAAAACUACUGGAUGUAACUUAGAUAAGGUAAAUAUGCUUCCUAAUGCUCUGAUCACUCCGCUCAUAUCAAGCACUAUGAUUAAAAGUGAAGACAUUACUCCAAUGGAAGUAACAGCAGAGAAAAGAUCGCCUUCUAUUUUUAAGACUACGAAGACAGUUGGAUCAACUCAACAAACAUUAGAGAAUAUAUCUCACAUAGCAGGAAAUGGGUCUUUUUCAUCAUCAUCUUCCCACUUAACUUCUGAAAAUGAAAAGCAACAACAGAUUCAGCCCAAGGCAUACAACCCAGAGACCCUGACAACUAUCCAAACACAGGACAUUUCACAGCCUGGUACUUUUCCAGCGGUUUCUGUGUCUAGUCAGCUGCCCAGCAGCGACGCACUACUACAGCAGGCUACACAGUUUCAAACAAGAGAAACUCAGUCGAGAGAGGUGUUACAGUCAGAUGGUACGGUGGUUAACUUGUCACACCUGACUGAGACAUCACAGCAACAGCAGCAGUCUCCACUGCAAGAACAAGCACAGACUUUACAGCAGCAGAUUUCAUCGAAUAUUUUCCCAUCACCAAAUAGUGUGAGUCAGCAACUACAAAAUACGAUACAACACUUGCAGGCAGGGAGUUUUACAGGCAGUACUGCCAGCGGCAGCAAUGGAAGUGUUGACUUGGUCCAACAAGUUUUAGAGGCACAACAACAGUUAUCUUCAGUUUUAUUUUCUGCUCCAGAUGGUAAUGAGAAUGUUCAAGAACAGCUUAGUGCAGACAUUUUUCAACAAGUCAGUCAAAUUCAAAAUAGCGUAAGCCCUGGAAUGUUUUCCUCAACAGAACCAGCAGUCCAUACCAGACCAGAUAAUUUAAUAGCUGGAAGAGCUGAAAGUGUUCACCCACAGAAUGAAAACACAUUGUCUAAUCAGCAACAGCAGCAGCAGCAACAGCAAGUGAUGGAAUCCUCAGCUGCAAUGGUGAUAGAGAUGCAACAGAGUAUCUGCCAGGCAGCUGCCCAGAUUCAGUCAGAGCUGUUUCCUUCAUCUGCUUCAGCAAAUGGAAACCUUCAGCAGUCUCCGGUUUACCAGCAGACUUCUCAUAUGAUGAGCGCAUUAUCAGCCAAUGAGGACAUGCAAAUGCAAUGUGAAUUGUUUUCUUCUCCUCCGGCAGUUUCUGGAAAUGAAACUGCUACAACUACCACACAGCAGGUUGCAACUUCUGGCACUACCCUGUUUCAGACAUCAAAUUCAGGAGAUGGAGAAGAGACUGGAGCACAAGCAAAACAGAUUCAGAACAGUGUCUUUCAGACCAUGGUCCAAAUGCAACAUAGUGGGGACACUCAGCCUCAAGUUGGCCUUUUUUCAUCUACAAAAAGUAUGAUAAGUGUUCAAAAUAGUGGUACCCAGCAGCAAGGCAAUGGUUUAUUCCAGCAAGGUAAUGAGAUGAUGUCACUUCAAUCAGGGAAUUUUUUGCAGCAGUCUUCUCAUUCACAGGCUCAGCUUUUUCAUCCUCAGAAUCCUAUUGCUGAUGCCCAGAACAUUUCCCAGGAAACUCAAGGUUCUAUUUUUCACAGUCCAAGUCCUAUUGUCCACAGUCAGACUUCUACAGCCUCCUCUGAACAAAUGCAGCCUCCAAUGUUUCACUCUCAGAAUACCAUGGCUGUGCUGCAGGGCUCUUCUGUUCCUCAAGACCAACAGUCAGCCAAUAUAUUUCUUUCCCAAAGUCCAAUGAAUAAUCUUCAAACCAACACAGUGGCCCAAGAAGAACAGAUUUCAUUUUUUGCAGCUCAGAAUUCAAUUUCUCCGCUUCAGUCAACAUCAAACACUGAGCAGCAAGCUGCUUUCCAGCAGCAGGCUCCAAUAUCACACAUUCAGACCCCUAUGCUUUCCCAGGAACAGGCACAACCCUCCCAGCAAGGUCUGUUUCAGCCUCAGGUUUCCCUGGGCUCCCUUCCUCCUAACCCAAUGCCUCAAAACCAACAAGGAACAAUCUUUCAGUCACAGCACUCAAUGGUUGCCAUCCAGAGUAACUCUCCAUCCCAGGAGCAGCAGCAGCAGCAGCAGCAGCAGCAGCAGCAGCAGCAGAGCAUUUUAUUCAGCAACCAGAAUGCCAUGGCACCGAUGGCGUCUCAAAAGCAGCCACCACCAAACAUGAUAUUCAAUCCAAGUCAAAAUCCAGUGGCUAAUCAGGAGCAACAGAACCAAUCAAUUUUCCAUCAACAAAAUAAUAUGGCACCAAUGAAUCAAGAGCAACAGCCCAUGCAGUUUCAGAACCAGACCACAGUUUCCUCACUUCAGAACCCAGGCCCUGCCCAGUCCGAAUCAUCACAGACCUCCUUGUUCCAUAGCUCACCUCAGAUUCAGUUGGUCCAAGGAUCACCCAGUUCUCAAGAGCAGCAAGUAACACUCUUCCUCUCUCCAGCAUCCAUGUCUGCAUUGCAGACCGGUAUAAACCAACAAGACAUGCAACAGUCUCCCCUUUAUUCCCCUCAGAACAACAUGCCUGGAAUCCAGGGAGCCACAUCUUCACCUCAACCACAGGCUACUUUAUUUCACAACACUACAGGAGGUACAAUGAACCAGCUACAGAAUUCUCCUGGAUCUUCUCAACAGACAUCUGGAAUGUUCUUAUUUGGCAUUCAAAAUAACUGUAGUCAGCUUUUAACUUCUGGACCAGGUACAUUGCCAGAUCAGUUGAUGGCCAUAAGUCCACCAGGCCAGCCACAAAACGAGGGCCAACCACCUGUGACAACACUUCUUUCUCAGCAAAUGCCAGAGAAUUCUCCAAUGGCAUCCUCUAUAAACACCAACCAGAACAUUGAAAAGAUUGAUUUGCUUGUUUCAUUGCAAAACCAAGGGAACAACUUAACUGGCUCCUUUUAACUGGAUAUAAAUUCCAUGAAGAAAAUCCUGAUUUCAAGAUAUCCUGAGAUCUUGUGAUUCCAUGAGGAUUAUUGAACUGUCACUUUAAAAAGAAAACAAAAUAUGAAAAACUGUGAUUGAGCAAAUGGAUAGAUUUUACUCUGGCUGCAAAAGAGCACACCUUGGCUACCUAUUGCAGUGAUUAACCACCCUUGUUAACAUCUUUAUAUUUUAUGUUCCUAAUAACAGUGAUGACUGAGAAUCUGUUUGUUUCCAGCUGACAGAAUUAAUUAUUACUAUUUUCGUAGGCACUCUUUCUUUAAAAGUACAGUUUAAAUUGACAAGCUGGAUCACUCAGUUAUUAUUGCUAUUAGAAAAUAAUUCAUGUUUCAUGUUUACUUUUGUUCAUUUGUGUUUUCUGCAUUGUUUAGUCAAGUAGUGGCUUAUGAAAAAGAGUUCAAAUAAUAACUAAGGCUGUGAUUUUUCAGUAUAAAAAGCACAGCUAUUGGCUAUAGUGAAGGAAUCUUUUCUCAGUUUUUAUGGAGAAACUAAAGGGAUAACAUUCUGACAAGUAAGCUGUAUUAAGAGGUCUGCAUGGAUAAGAGGCCUCUAUUUAUCACAGACAACACAUUUACAACCAGGGAACAGCUGGAAUGCUAUUGAUUUUAUUUUUCAGAGAGUCAUUAAUUCUCUGUUUCUGUUAAGGGUUUUAGCCAUAACUGUGCAUAGAAAAAGAAAUAUCUUGCUUUAUUAAAAAAAUGAAGAGGAUGAUGUAUGGUAAAUUAUGUUCUGAUAGUCUCCUACAUUAGUUAAAGCUGACAGUAAUUUGAGUCUGUUUUCUUCUUAUCCCAGUCUUGGACUGGUAUUCCCUUUUUAUGUUCAUCUAUGUUAUUCUUCCCCUCUUCACUUUAUUUUAGACAGUUAGUAAUAUGCUACUAGCUUUGUGACCCUGCAGUAACUUAAAUGAAAAGACCAUGUUGAUCUAGGGUAACCCAGCAACUCCUGCAGCACAGGCAGGGGGCUACCCUUUCAGGAAUGAGGGGAACUGACUCCUGAGAGAUAAGAAACAAUGCAUUUUUCCCCCAUGAACGGUGCUGUUCUGAAGUCUUCAAAUUUUUCCCUCUUACAGGAAGCAGUGUAAAUGUUAAUUAAACACAGAGAGACAAACUAAAAUUUCUUGAAACAUCACUUCUCCCUGAGCUGUAGUGAGUGUAAUUCACUUGUCACCUCAGUGCUUUACAGUUUGAAGUGGUCAUUUACCUGAUGGUUCCCACAAGCCUUGGGCUUUACAGGGUCAUAUCAUUGACUUAAAGUGAAGAAUUCAUUUGUGUUACAUCAAUAGAGAGCAAAAUAACACACUCCAGAACUUGCAGUUGUAGUAUUAGUUAUACAGAUUUGGGUGUUCUCACCACCCAUGGGAUGCCUGCUUCUCACUACAACCUGUUGUCUGGACAUAUGCUUACGUCUUAUUCUCCUUUUGGCAUGUAGAAAGCUGUUAAUACAGUUUAAGGCCAAAUUGUGUGUGGCUUCUAUAUGUAGAUAAGAUGUUUUGGCAUUCUUGUCCGUUUCAUUUAUUUUUUUAAAUGUACAAAAAAUAGCCUGUUAAUUGUUUGUAGAAGGCUACAUUUCUGGUUUUUGUUUUUGUCUUUUCUAUCCUAUACACUUAGUUGAACUUUGUGGAAUUGUGGUGUUGGUUUUGUUUAUACAGCCGGAAUUUCCCCCCUUUUUGUGAUGGUCUUCCUUGGUUCUUUGAAUGUACUCUUCUUUAAUUUGUUUUAUUCUCUUUGGUCUCAUUUACUCUUCCCUCCACCCCCAACCCUUUCUUUCUUUCUCUCUCUGAUUGAGAGGCAUUGAAUUAUGUUUUCAGUAGUACAGGCUUCUUGCCGAUAUGAAGGGAACUUUUCAGAAAGAGACCUACUCUGGGUCAUUUAAUUUUGAAUACAGUUUUCAAUCGUUCAAGUUUUGGAUGGUUUAUAUCUAAUGUGUGUUUCAUUUUUUUGGAAAGCUAUAUUUUGUAUUUAGGAAAUGGUAUACUAUUUUGCUAUUUGUACUGAGUGAGUACAUUGGCAUAAAUAUAGAAAUUUAUAUAUAUACAUAUAUAUAAACUAUUCUUUUUUUGCCACACAUUUUUGUGGUAAAUUUGUGAGUUUGUCUGAUGUUCUACCACAACGUGGCGUCUGAUAAAAGUGAGGGGGGGGGGGGGUUUGUUAUGUCUUUGUUGAGUAUUUAAGUAUCUUUUGAAACAAAUGACCUGUUCAUCUGUGGCCAUUCCAUCAGGCAGUUCCUUGAUGUGAUUAGUGGGCUAAAGUCAGCUUACUGUGUGUUUGCUGGAUCUUACACUCAGCAAAAUGUUAAAGUAAGGAAACCCAUCUAGGCAGUUGUGUCAAAUGGUGUUUCGCAAGAAUGAGCCAUCCAGUCUUUGCUCACUAUAUAUUUAAUAUUUUAUUAUCGUUGUUAUUGUUAUUAUUAAUUGGCUUUCUGUAUUCUAUGCCUUUUAUUUAUAAAGACACUAAAAAAAUGUUUGUAAUUUUAAUAACAUUUUCCCCAUCUUGUAAUAUCCAGAGCUACUUUAUAAAUUCUCUAAACCAAAUGCAUUUUCCUAUCUAUAUAUAUAUGUAUGUGUGUGUAUAUACAUAUAUAUACACACACAUAUAUAUAUAUCUCCCCACCCCAUCAGGAAAAAUUACCCAGUAUAGUUCAGGUUAUGAGAAGGACCAGCCACACAAUCCAGUGCUUCAGUUUUAAAAUGGAUAACUAGUUACAGAGGGUUGACUGAUGUUAGAAAGCUUAUCCAGUGGUAUAAAAAUAAAUAGAAAUAAAAUGCUGUAAGUUUAUUUCUGAGUUUUCUGAAUUUUUUUCCCAAGAGAUUACACAGGAGACUCAGGAAAAUCUAUUUGUUCAUCAAGUUCCACUGUUAACACUGCUCUAUGGAUGAAGUGGUGGCAAGAAGACUGGCUUGUGUGCUGAUUUCUGUUAUUUAGCAAGAAGUUUAUCAUUGUAAAAUGCUGAUUGCCAAUGCCAAGUCACCAGGGACCAAUUUUCUGUUUUGUAAUAUCUCAGUUUAGAACAGAACAUACACCUGAACUGUAGUGGUUUGAUUGGAUGGAGGCAGAAAACCCAACUUUUAUUUUCAUAAAUUUUGUGGUUAUUUGUACAAGGGCUGUGCUAAGAUACCAUAUUCUUAAUUCAGUAGUGAUUUUUUUUUUAACAUUGUUAAAUGUUCCUUACUGCUAAAAGGUCAAUGUUAAGUAUAGCAUUCAGAACGUUAUUUGGUUACAAAAAGUAUUUGUCUUCGAAUUGAAGAGCAAGCUUAGUAGUCAGUGGUUGAUACUUGUGCUCAUAAUACAGAUUCAAGAUUACUGUUACAAGUUACAUCUAUAUAUGGGAGAGAUUCCAAGAGCCAGCAGAGUUCUUGGAAACAACAAUUUAUUAAAUUUACUUAUGGCAGAAGGAUUUAAGUGAACUAUAAACCACAUUUUAUUCCUUUAUAUUGUUCCAUUCAAUUGUUCUUGCCUUUAGGAACUCACAUGAAUGCUUGGAGCUUAUCUGUAUGUCUGCAUGAGUGUGUGUGUGUAUGUGUGUGUUUGUCCUUUAUUCCUUAUUGUCAUUCCAUUAUAUAUCCACACCAACAUGGGAGAAGUUAUAUACAACAAUUAGAAGUUGUAUUUUGAUUCUUAGCUUUAUCUUGUUACCUUUGUAAUUAGAGUAUCAUGUUGUUAUUUAACCAAUGCAAAUCUGUUUUCGCCAGUCUCCCUAGAACAGAUUUUUAAAGGGCUUUGUUUAUCGUAGAAGCAGUAUUAGUGAGGGACCUUCCUUCCUUUCUUUUUUGUAAUAUUGUUUAUGCUGUAGUUGGGAAUUUCAUUACAGUGCAUUUCUUGCCCAUCAGAACCUCAGUUAAUCCACCUAGGAAAAACUGUGUCAAAGGGAAUGAGAAGGAGACUAUAUCUAAGUCCCCCUUAGAUCUAAGAGAAUAAUUCCUUUUGACCAUAUAAGCCAUUAUAGAUGCUUAUUUUGGAAAAGUAUAACCUUUUUAGAUGUAUCAGCAAUUAUAGACCAGAAAUUAAAUGCUUAAAUUAAAAUUAAUCAAAGCCUCAAAACUCAACAUGGUUUUAUAAAUACUCACUGGGAGUACUUGAGAAUUUUUUCAUCUUUCUGGUGAGAAAUUCUGUUUUAGUAUUUGUUUUCUAGUUGAUUAUUUUCUAAUUAAUUGAAAAUUAUAUUAAACCUAUUAGCUUCUGACCAUUCUGUUUCAUGACCACAGGCUUCUUCCCUUAGCAAGACAGCUAUAUUAUAUCUGCAUGCCUUUGUUUUGUGGAGGGACUUAAUAAAAGAGAGAGUGUAUAGUUCAGUGGCUUUAUUAGAAAAAUGACUUGGAAUAUGUAUACCCCAGUGAAUGGGGUAGUAUAAUCUCAUAACAUGUAUUAAAAAGAGGUUUUCCUGUCUGCUUAUUUGUGUCACUAGAGCUAAAUAAUGAAGACGAUGUUCAUAAUGUAGUAAAUACCAGAAUAAUACCUAGAAUAUCAUUUUUGACUUGUCCCAGCAUUCUAAUUACUUCUUUAAUCCUCCUUUGUUUUUGUGUCAUUCUAGCCUCAUUUAUUAAUAUAAAUCUAUUUUUACUCCACUUUCAGGAAAUUUUUUAAAUUAAUAUUUUAUAUCUAGAUUAAAUGCUUAUGGAAAAGUGCCUUUUUACCAUGAUAGUGCCCCUUUCUUAUAAUUUUUUUUUCAUUGUUGCCAAAAACACAUAGGCAAAUGACUUUAAUAGUCUCGGCUUUAAUUUUUUCUUUUUAGUAAUUCUUUUCUCCAUUUCUUGAUCACCAUAGAAAAGUUUCAAACCUUCCUAACACCCAUUGGCAGAAGAGGAACAGAAAAGAUAUAUAGCUAGGAUCGUUUCUUUGGAAGAGGAUAAGUGAAAGAUCCUCUUUUAGACUCUAUAUAAAUUAGCUAAAUUUGUCUUCAUCCUGACCAACCAAUAGUAAGUCUUAAUCUGAAUGCUGUCAAAAAUUUUAGUAUAUAUGAGACUAUGGCUCAAAUGUGUAUGGUUAACUUUCAGAAAGGAAGUGUUUGAAGCACCUGCUCUGCUCUUAAUUAUAAGAUGGAUGAAAAAUCGAUAACACAUAGUUUAGGUAAAGCUUGGUAAUGUCAAUUUUUCUUAGGAUAGAGAGUCAAAUAGUUCAUUGUUUUGUGCCUCUUGCCCAUCAGAACCUUAGUAAUCUGCCCAUGAAAAAUAGUUGCCAAAGAAAUGAAGCUAUAUCUGAGUCCUCCAGAACUAAAAUAAUUCCUUGCAGCCAGAUACAGUUGGAUCGGGUGUCCCUCUGUUUUUUUUGUUGUUGUUGUUAAUUUUGCCUAUGUUCCAGCUCCUCACCAUAGUGGUGGUGCCUAAAGAAAGGGCCAUCAGCAGCAAACAGGUCAGGAUAGUAGUGACUUAGAGAUAGAGCAGCUUUCCCUAUGUGAGUAUUUUCAUGACUGCUGGUGACUCUAAAGACUGCAGAUCUUUAUGCAAUAUUCUCAAUACCCUAAUGAUAUUAUGCACUUUAAUCAUUCCAAAGAAGUAAAAAAUGCUGUAUAGUGAUGAUUCCUUUUGAUGAAUACAUUUUAACUGUUUCAAAUAUUUAUGUCCCUUUUUAUUUUGGAUAGCCAACUUGGAAUAUUAUGGGAAUAUUUUCUAAAAUGACUGUAUAGUAGGACUUACUAAGGCUUUGAGACAUAACUGACUAUAAGGGGAAAUGAUUACACUUCAGAAAAUCAUUUUAGAAACAUUAAAAUGUUCAGCUUGCUAAUCUCUAUGUUUGAGAGUUAAUUAACCAGCUUUCUUCCUAUAUUUUUUGUUUCAUAUUAAUAACAUAGUAUAUAGUUUUCUACAUAUAUGUAUAAACCAGUGGUUCUCAAAAUGUGGUCCUCAGCCCACCAGCCAAUGUCUGUAUCACCUGGAAACUAGUUAAAAAUACAAAAUCUUGGGCCUUAUUCCAGACACAGUGAAUCAGAAACUCUGGAGUGGGACUCAGCAGUCUCUGUUUUUAGCAAGCCUUCUGUUAAAGGUGAUUCUGAUGCAUGCCAAAGUUUGAGAACCACUGGUUUAUAGUGUAUACAGUAAAAUGUAUUAAUAGAAAGGGCUUUUUUCCCACCCACACAGACAGUUAUACAUUGUUCUAAAUGUAAAAUCAGUUUAACCUGGUUAUCCAUAAUCAUUUACUGGUAAUGAUAAUUUAUUCUCAGUACUACCUAUAGAAAUAUAUUUUAUGUACAUACACAAUUAGUCCAGUUAUCGAUAAUUCAGUUAACUUAGUUUGGUGUAUUCCUACCACAUACUAAAAAGUUUACAUUAAAUGACUGAUUUAAAUAUAUAGGUGCAAUGGUCUAUAUUUUUAUUUUAACUAUGGUGACGUUUAAGUAGCUAACAUAAUUGACGGGUGCUAAAGUCUCCUGUUUAUCCAUAAAAUGGGUACAUUGUGGGCAGUGAUAAUACAAGCUUCAUUUUCAUUGCCUCCUACCUUACCAGCAGACAACAGUUUUGUCCUGGCUAGACCAACUCUCAGAACAAAAUUAUUUGUCAUUCCUUAUAUUUACAUUUGUAUCUGAGCUGUUAAACAACAUGGCUAGCCAGGUCAACAAAGCACCUUAUUUGAUUUGUUUUUUUUAAUAGAUAAAUCUUCUUUUAAAAUAGCUUGCUUUAUAUGAAAACUGAUGCACUGGAAAUAUAACUACCCUUGGUUGGAACUUAUGCUUCAGAUGAGAUGUUAAACAAGACAGUGUAUUAUUUAGUUUAGGCAUUUCUCCCUUUCCUAUUAUUUGCAACUAACCAUAAGAUAAAUAGCUUUAUUUAUUCAUUUUAAUCUCCCUCUAUAAUUCAGUACCUCCAUAAUUGCUGGUGUUUACAAAUCACCAGUUAAUAAAUUCAUGAAAGAAAAGUGCACAUUUCAAAAUAAAAAUCACCACUGCUGUCUUUGCUUAAUAGUAGCAGUGGAAAUGUAAGUGGCUUACUCUACAAACUUUGGUGCUGGAAAUAUAUAGGCAAACUGUUGGGAGAUGCUCUAGCUACAUUCCUGCUUUCUUGUUCCUGUUACCAUCUUUACCACCUUAUGGCAUAUUAUAUUCUUAUUAUGUAAGGCAUUCUACCAUACCACAAUAUUAUUCAACUCCAACUUGUAAUAUUUUCUUUAAAAGUUCUGUGUUUAACCAUAUCACCAUGCUUUCUUUUCCCAGAAGUAAUUUGCCUAAUUUGAGAUAGUUUGUAUAACUAUUAUUAUUUUAGCUAAUGAGCCUCAGUACACGCGCGCGCGCGCACACACACACACACACACACACACACAUGCCAUCUCAGAUGUUUGAGAGUGACUUUGGAAUCAGAUUAAAGAACUGUCCUGCACAGAAGUGUUUAUGACUUUCAGUGAUAAACUGAUUCCAGUGACAUUAAGCUAAUUUCUUUUGAUCUGAUGAAUGUAUCUGCUUCACCUUGUUCCCUUACUUUGAAUUGAUAAGCUCCAAGUAUUUAUUACUUUUUUGGGAUACUUUUUACUGAGUUCAUUCAUUUGUUUUACUUAGUCUUUUAAUCAGUAUACUACAGUAAUUUCAUUAACCUGUUCUCAAGUGGUUUAGCUACCAUUCUGCCAUUUAAGUUUUUUAUUUAAUUUUAUUUGCUUGAGUACACUGAUCAACCACUGAACUGCCUUCUUCCAUUGUCCUGCAAUGAUAUAAGGGUUACAUUUUUGUGUAUAUGGCUUUCAUAGUUGGUAUUUCAGAGCACUGACACCAGAUACUUCAGUUUAUUCUCUGGGGGAAUUUAAUUUGCAUCUAUGUUUUUAGCUAUCUGUGAUAACUUGUUAAAUAUUAAAAAGAUAUUUUGCUUCUAUUGGAACAUUUGUAUACUCGCAACUAUAUUUCUGUAAACAGCUGCAGUCAAAAAUAAAACAUUGAAAGUUUUCA
Odocoileus virginianus texanus is the source of this 12848-nucleotide messenger RNA. RefSeq names its product nuclear factor of activated T cells 5 (gene NFAT5). Gene Ontology annotation, biological process: cytokine production; regulation of transcription by RNA polymerase II; calcineurin-NFAT signaling cascade. Lineage: Eukaryota; Metazoa; Chordata; Mammalia; Artiodactyla; Cervidae. The record is from RefSeq and is a predicted model, not a curated record. Gene Ontology annotation, cellular component: transcription regulator complex. Gene Ontology annotation, molecular function: transcription factor binding; RNA polymerase II cis-regulatory region sequence-specific DNA binding; DNA-binding transcription factor activity, RNA polymerase II-specific.